AUGAUUUACAGUAUUAAUCGUUUCCAUAUAUUUGUCCUAAUUACCUGGCAAUUUAGCAUAUUUUUUGCAUCACAAAUGAUUUAUCCAAUCUUUCUAAAUUAUAUCCCACAAUGGCGUUGCUCUACAAAUCAAUCAUUCUCCAACAAUUGUACCAUUUUUCAAUCAUGCAAAAAUAGUAUUGAAUUCGAUGAGAUAGCAUUUUUCUCGGCAGCUCUCGAAUAUGGUUGGAUUUGUGGUCCAUCAGCAUAUUUGCCAUCAUUACUUAGUCAGAUACAAUUUCUUGGUGUCCUAUUAGGUGCGAUAACUGCGGGAACAUUAUCGGAUAUUUUUGGACGUCAUUCAUUAGCUUUAAUUUCACUCGCUUGUGGUAUUAUUGUUUCAUUUUGUUCAGGAUUAGUACCAAGCUGGAAAAUUUUGUUAAUAUUACGAUUUUUCAUUGGUAUUUCAAUUGGUGGUACCAUUGUGGUAGUUUGUACAUAUGUAAUGGAAAUGCUUUUACCACAACAACGUAUGGCACUUAGAGCUUUUUUUAAUUGGGGUAUUGCUCGAUUGAUGAUGACGAUAAUAUGCUAUUUGAUACCGGAAUGGCGGUUAGCAUCAUUCGGAAAUGCUAUAGUUGCUUUACCGGCUCUUCUUAUUGUCUUCUUCAUUUUUCCCGAAAGUCCAGCAUGGCUUCAUAGCAAAAAUCGUUUGGUUGAAAUGCGUGAAAGUGAGAAAAAGAUUGCACGUAUCGCUGGUAUACCAUACGUUGAAGUGGAACAUAAAAUGGUUGAAAAAAAUAAACGUUUAAUUGAUAUCAUCCGACAAUCAAACUACGCCAGACG
Cercopithifilaria johnstoni is the source of this 824-nucleotide messenger RNA. Lineage: Eukaryota; Metazoa; Nematoda; Chromadorea; Rhabditida; Onchocercidae. The record is from the annotation of a GenBank genome assembly.